UGUAUCCCUUUAACGCACCCAAGAUAAUGAGAACGAGCGGAGCUGGCCGAGGAGAACUCCCCUUCCUUUUUCUUUCUCCAGAGAUGCCAGGGGCUAGAGAGAAGCAGGCCAAGACACCGGCCUUCCAGGCUGUGCUCCACUCGGUGCAAGGGCCACCGGCGAAGGCGUGGAAGAAGCCCGACCAGCCGGUGCCGCCCAAGGUGUACCGAGUCGACCCACGAGACUUCCGCCAGCUGGUGCAGAAGCUCACCGGUGCACCGCAGGCCACACCAAGGCCUCUCAGAGACACGGCACGACCACCUCCGCCGCUGGUGUUGACCCCCAGAACUCCCCUGCCUCCACCGCUGCCUGUGUUUGAUAAUAGUAAUUGCUUCUUGACGGAGUCCAUGAAGCCAAUGGAGCAGAAGGCUGUUUCCGGCUACCAGUCUCCGACCGGCUUCGCAGGGCUUUUCUCACCUUCGCCGUUUCCAGCAUGGUGUUCGUUUCCUCUACUGAGCCCGGGAUCCAUGGCGACGCUGGAGCAGAGCAGUGGUACUGUGCUUUGAGCAUUGGAGCUGUCCUUUUGUUAAAGUAGCUCAGGAAUUUAACUGCCACUCUUUUGAGCAGUGGCCUUGUUCUGCUUCUUUGUCAGCCCGCAUAUGUUUAUUCUUUCCUCUUUUUUUUUUCUAAUCUCUCUCUCUCUCUCUCUCUGUGCGCGCUUCCUUCUCUACUUAACUGGAUGUAACUAAGUUGUAGCAGGGAUGAAAUAAAAAGAAUGCCCCAAGGAAUUGUUAUUGAUGUUCGACCAAAUAAA
Elaeis guineensis (African oil palm) is the source of this 793-nucleotide messenger RNA. RefSeq lists its product as uncharacterized. The record is from RefSeq and is a predicted model, not a curated record. NCBI's taxonomy places the organism in Eukaryota, Viridiplantae, Streptophyta, Magnoliopsida, Arecales, Arecaceae.